Lampris incognitus (smalleye Pacific opah) is the source of this 1667-nucleotide messenger RNA. RefSeq names its product TatD DNase domain containing 1 (gene tatdn1). Gene Ontology annotation, molecular function: 3'-5'-DNA exonuclease activity. Gene Ontology annotation, cellular component: cytosol. Lineage: Eukaryota; Metazoa; Chordata; Actinopteri; Lampriformes; Lampridae. The coding region runs from base 1 to 951 and encodes 316 amino acids. The transcript is spliced from 12 exons. The record is from RefSeq and is a predicted model, not a curated record.
AUGGGCUUGGGGAGGGUUGCGUGUGUGAGUCUUUUCAGAGGCUUCUCCAAGUUAAGCAUGGCCCAACGUAAAUUCAUCGACAUUGGGGUGAACCUGACGGAUCCCAUGUUCAGAGGCCUCUACAGAGGAACACAAAAACACAAUGAUGACUUUGAUCAGGUCAUUGACAGGGCCAUUAAAGUCGGGGUCCAGAAGUUUAUGAUCACGGGAGGAAGCCUUGAAGACAGCAAGGAGGCCCACAGACUAGCUGAGACCAGAGAUGAGUUCUACAGCACGGUCGGCUGCCACCCGACACGCUGCAGUGAGUUUGAGCAGGUUGGAGAGGACCAGUACUUGUCGGGACUCAGGGACCUGGCCUUGGCGCACAAAGGAAAGGUGGUGGCCAUAGGAGAAUGUGGACUAGAUUUUGACAGGUUGCAGUUCUGUCCGAAGGAGACCCAACUCAAAUAUUUUGAGAAGCAGUUUGCCUUGGCUGAGGAGACCAGAUUACCCAUGUUCCUCCACUGCAGGAACUCCCAUCAGGACUUCGUCGAUAUCAUGAGGAGGAAUCGAGAGCGAUUGGUUGGAGGAGUGGUCCAUUCAUUCGACGGGACGGCAGAAGAGGCUGCAGCCCUGACAGACCUGGACCUCUACAUCGGCAUAAACGGCUGCUCCCUGAAAACUGAUGCCAAUAUUGAAGCUAUGAAGUCCAUCCCUACAGAGAGGCUGAUGAUCGAGACAGAUGCUCCUUGGUGUGGCGUGAAGAACACGCAUGCAGGUGCCAAACACAUUAAAACUACUUUUCCCACCAAGAAGAAAUGGGAGGCGGGACACUGCCUGAAAGACAGGAAUGAACCUUGUCACAUCAUACAAGUUCUCGAGGUGAUGGCAGCCGCUAGAGAAGAGGACCCGCUGGAGAUGGCCAACACAAUGUACAACAACACCGUCAAAGUCUUCUUCAGCUCGAGCUGAUGAUGGACCACUUUGUCUUAGCGAGGCAAAUCUCCCAAGGCCUCGGCACAGCACGGGGGGUUGGGAACGAGGUCAAUGUGGAGAGAUGCUUUGUUAAUUCAUUCAGGUUGGUAGUUGAUAUCGGUGCCAUCCCGUCGAUUCCAGUCGUCAGAUUACUGGUUCAACAUUUGUUUCAGCAUUGAACUCUUAUUGUCUUGUCUGGAAAGUCAAACAUCUUGCCAACCGGUCUAUUUUUAACCAAACCCUCCAUAACCCGGUAACAAGCCGUUCAUUAACGUCAUGGUAUUGUUUUGUAGCCUGGCGGGUAAUUGGUAGCAUUUGCUUGUUGGCAUGGUAUCAUUUUAGGAAAGUGGGAGUUUGUGUUGCCCAGUGCGUCUAGCACCAAGUUUUGCAUGAUUUUGCCUGCAGCUUGAUGAAACCUGAAUCCAAGUCGUGAGACGUUCGCGUCAAAUUCCCACGUGAAGCAUUUCUGGUCAAAUAAAACCAAUCGCAGUUCUGACAGCUAUGGCCGGUCACUGGUAUAGCUUCAGUGAAAUUAUCUUUGCUAACCCAAACCAGACCAUCCUUCUAAGGUGGUUGUUCUCAUCAAUCCCUUUUCCCCCCAAAAUCUACUAAGGUCCAAUGUGCAGCCUAAUGAGGAGGCUUAUGGUUUAUAGGGUCAACUUCAGCCGAGGGAAAACUGUUUGGCUUUAACUUUAAUGCUUUAUAUAUAUAUA